This is a messenger RNA of Gossypium raimondii (Peruvian cotton), 1507 nucleotides long. RefSeq names its product protein DJ-1 homolog D. The record is from RefSeq and is a predicted model, not a curated record. The transcript has 4 exons. NCBI's taxonomy places the organism in Eukaryota, Viridiplantae, Streptophyta, Magnoliopsida, Malvales, Malvaceae. Bases 133 to 1311 code for a protein of 392 amino acids.
UUCCAAUUUCACAGAUCAAAUCAGCCCGAAAAAUCUGGAUGAGGAAGUUUCAAAACCCUCAAGUAUAAGGAAUCAUUGGGCCGGCAUCUAGAAUUCUCGUUAUUUGCAACAACUAAGCGAAGCGAGACAAAAAUGGCGACUUCAGCCAUGUCGGAAAAACGGGUCGUCCUGCUCUGCGGCGACUAUGCCGAGGACUAUGAGGUUAUGGUCCCUUUCCAGGCUCUGUUGGCUUAUGGUAUAUCAGUGGACGCUGUUUGUCCCGGCAAGAAGGCCGGCGAAACUUGCCGCACCGCUAUUCAUCAACUUUCCGGCCAUCAGACCUAUACCGAGAUCCGUGGUCACAAUUUCACACUAAAUGCAUCAUUUGAAGAUAUAGACCAUACUAAAUAUGAUGGUUUAGUUAUAGCCGGAGGACGAGCUCCUGAAUAUCUUGCUAUGGAUGCAUUUGUAUUGAACAUGGUUCGCAAUUUUGUUAAUUCUGGAAAGCCUGUUGCUUCAAUUUGUCAUGGUCAAUUGAUAUUAGCUGCUGCCGGGGCAGUUGGUGGUCUAAAAUGUACUGGUUUCCCUGCUGUUGGACCUACACUUAUUGCUGCUGGUGCAUUGUGGAUUGAACCUGAUACUUUGGCAGCUUGUGUUGUUGAUGGUAAUAUCAUUACUGCAGCUACUUAUAUUGGUCAUCCCGAGUUUAUCAGGCUGUUUGUGAAAGCAUUAGGGGGCACCAUAUCCAAAUCGAACAAAAGGAUCCUAUUUCUUUGUGGGGAUUAUAUGGAAGAUUAUGAAGUAACUGUGCCUUUCCAAUCACUUCAAGCUCUAGGCUGCCAUGUAGAUGCAGUUUGUCCUAAGAAGAAGGCUGGCGAUUUGUGUCCAACUGCUGUCCAUGAUUUCGAAGGUGACCAAACUUACAGCGAGAAGCCAGGUCAUGAUUUUACUCUAACAGCCAACUUUGAGGACAUAGAUGCCUCAAGUUAUGAUGCUCUUGUCAUCCCUGGGGGUCGAGCACCAGAAUAUUUAGCGUUAGAUGGGAAAGUGAUUGAUAUAGCGAAGCAUUUUAUGGAGUCCGAGAAACCGGUUGCAUCCAUUUGCCAUGGACAGCAGAUUUUAGCUGCUGCUGGUGUUCUCAAGGGGAAGAAAUGUACCGCAUACCCAGCUGUGAAACUGAACGUGGUGUUGGCCGGAGCAACCUGGUUAGAACCUGAGCCUAUAGAUCGAUGCUUCAGUCAUGGAAAUUUGGUUACCGGAGCAGCUUGGCCAGGACACCCUGAGUUCAUUUCUCAAUUAAUGGAUUUGCUGGGUAUUAAGGUUUCCUUCUAGUUGAUCUGCUUUACAAGCUCUGUGCAUGUGCAAUGUGGCAAAUACUGUAAAAUCUAUAUGAAUGUGUGCAACUGGUAUCUUCCCUCGUUUGUAACAGGUUUUUCUGUGUGCCGAAGAGAUGGUUAUGGUUAUGGAUGUUUCUAGCUUUGUGGAAUAAAAAUGAAAAAAACAGCUUGAUUUGCUAUUUUGUUCAUAA